GGGAGGUGGGAGAGACAGAGGGAGAGUGUGCAUACAGCAGCUGUCGGCAUCCCUGUCUCAGGGACUUCUUUGCUGAUUCACAGAGGCAGUCCAGCCCCAGCCUCCCAGCUUCCAGCUACCGCCUGCUUCUCAGACCUGACGGAAUCAGAAGCUUACAUAGUAUUCCAUCGUGUGAGUGGCUAUCAUAAUAGAUUACAUUUGAGUCCUCACUGAAUGCCAGAAACUAUGGAUUAACUGCUUGCAACAAGGCUACAAGGUGCUUAAUGCUCAAAAGUCAGUCUACUGCCCAUCCUCACCCCCCAUGAGCCUUGGUUCUGAUGCAACCUAUGGUCAUGCAGGGAUGCCCUUACACCCUCCCACGAUGUCAUGAAUGGCGGGCUGCUGACAGAUUCCAUCAGAGCAGCAGUCUCCGAAGCACCCAGCCUCAGGUUAGAGCUGCUGUCACUUCCCCUGCACCUUCUCAGGAUGGUGCCAGGGUUCCCUGCCUAAGUCCAAAGCUGUUGAAUGGGUCUGUUGGUGCCGUUGACCCCCUGGAACCAUCAGCCAUGAAUCUGUGUUGGAAUGAAAUAAAAAAGAAGUCUCACAACCUCCGUGCUCGCCUAGAGGCCUUCACAGACCACAGUGGAAAGCUUCAGCUCCCUCUACAAGAAAUUAUUGACUGGCUCAGCCAAAAGGAUGAGGAGUUAUCAGCUCAGCUGCCCCUACAAGGGGAUGUGGCCCUGGUGCAACAGGAGAAGGAAACACAUGCGGCCUUUAUGGAAGAAGUCAAAUCUCGGGGCCCCUAUAUUUACUCUGUGCUGGAGUCAGCUCAGGCCUUCCUGUCCCAGCACCCAUUUGAAGAAUUAGAGGAGCCUCAUUCUGAGAGCAAAGAUACCUCCCCCAGACAACGGAUCCAGAAUCUUAGCCGCUUUGUAUGGAAGCAAGCGACAGUAGCCAGUGAACUAUGGGAAAAACUGACAGCCCGCUGUGUGGACCAACACCGUCAUAUUGAGCGCACUCUAGAGCAGCUGUUGGAGAUCCAAGGGGCAAUGGAGGAAUUAAGCACUACUCUGACACAAGCUGAGGGAGUCCGAGGCACUUGGGAACCUAUUGGGGAUCUCUUCAUUGAUUCACUUCCAGAGCACAUCCAGGCUAUUAAGCUAUUCAAAGAAGAAUUUUCCCCCAUGAAAGAUGGAGUGAAGUUGGUGAAUGAUCUGGCACACCAACUUGCCAUUUCUGAUGUGCACUUGUCAAUGGACAAUUCCCGGGCCCUGGAACAGAUCAACAUCCGGUGGAAACAGCUACAGGUGUCAGUUGGUGAGAGGCUUAAGCAGCUCCAGGAUGCCCAUCGGGACUUUGGACCUGGGUCACAGCACUUCCUCUCUUCCUCUGUCCAGGUUCCCUGGGAAAGAGCAAUUUCACCCAAUAAAGUUCCCUACUACAUCAACCACCAGGCUCAGACCACAUGCUGGGACCAUCCCAAGAUGACUGAGUUAUACCAAACAUUAGCUGAUCUGAACAACAUUAAGUUCUCAGCUUAUCGCACUGCCAUGAAGCUCCGCAGAGUCCAGAAGGCCUUGCGCCUGGAUCUGGUAACUCUAACUACAGCCCUGGAGAUCUUCAAUGAGCAUGAUCUGCAGGCCAGUGAUCAUGUGAUGGAUGUGGUAGAGGUCAUUCAUUGCCUGACUGCCUUAUAUGAACGGCUAGAGGAGGAAAGAGGCAUCCUGGUCAAUGUGCCACUAUGUGUAGACAUGAGCCUCAACUGGCUCCUCAAUGUUUUUGAUAGUGGUCGCAGUGGAAAGAUGCGGGCAUUGUCCUUUAAGACUGGCAUUGCAUGCCUGUGUGGCACAGAAGUGAAAGAAAAGCUUCAGUACCUCUUCAGCCAAGUGGCCAAUUCAGGCAGCCAGUGUGACCAGCGCCACCUCGGUGUCCUGCUUCAUGAGGCCAUUCAGGUGCCCCGUCAGCUGGGUGAAGUGGCAGCAUUUGGGGGCAGCAAUGUGGAGCCCAGUGUCCGUAGUUGCUUCCGUUUUAGCACUGGGAAGCCAGUCAUUGAAGCUUCCCAGUUCCUGGAAUGGGUCAACUUGGAGCCCCAGUCCAUGGUGUGGCUGGCUGUCUUGCAUCGGGUCACCAUUGCUGAGCAAGUAAAGCAUCAGACCAAGUGCUCUAUCUGUAGACAGUGCCCCAUCAAAGGGUUCAGGUACCGGAGUCUGAAACAAUUUAAUGUGGAUAUCUGCCAGACCUGCUUCUUGACUGGCAGGGCCAGCAAAGGCAACAAGCUGCACUACCCCAUCAUGGAAUAUUAUACACCGACAACAUCCAGCGAGAACAUGAGAGAUUUUGCCACAACCUUAAAGAACAAAUUCCGCUCAAAACAUUAUUUCAGCAAACACCCUCAGCGAGGUUAUCUGCCUGUGCAAUCAGUGCUGGAGGCAGAUUGCAGUGAGACGCCGGCUUCUUCCCCAAUGUUGCCACACGCUGACACACACUCUCGCAUUGAGCAUUUUGCUAGCAGACUUGCUGAAAUGGAAAGUCAAAAUUGCUCCUUCUUUAAUGACAGCCUAUCCCCAGAUGACAGCAUAGAUGAGGACCAGUACCUGCUGAGGCAUUCCAGCCCCAUCACAGACCGGGAGCUAGCCUUCGGACAGCAGGCUCCAUGCAGCAUGGCUACAGAAAGCAAGGGGGAGCUAGAGAAGAUCCUAGCCCAUUUAGAAGAUGAGAACCGGAUUCUCCAAGGAGAGCUGAGGCGCUUGAAGUGGCAGCAUGAGGAGGCGACUGAGGCACCCAACCUAGCUGAGGGCUCCACUGAGGCAGCACAGGACCACUGCAAUGAAGAGCUUCUGGCUGAAGCCAGGAUUCUCAGGCAGCACAAGAGCCGCCUAGAGACGCGCAUGCAGAUCCUUGAAGACCACAACAAGCAACUAGAGUCCCAGCUGCAACGCUUGAGGGAACUGCUCCUGCAGCCACCCACUGAAUCAGAAGGCAAUGGCUCUGCAGAUUUGUCUCUAGCUUCAUCUCCACAGCAGUCAGAAAGCAGUCACCCCCCGGAGAAGGGACAGACAACUCCAGAUACUGAGGCUGCAGAUGAUGUGGGGUCAAAGAGCCAAGAUGUCAGCCUGUGCUUGGAGGACAUCAUGGAGAAGCUCCGCCAUGCCUUCCCCAGUGUGCGAAGCUCUGAUGUGACUGCCAGCACCCUGCUGGCCUCUUGAUGGAGCCAGAUCCCCAUUCUAUAGUCCAUAAUUCUUCCUGAUUCUGGUCAAUAUCUUCCCUCAGCCUUCAUCCAACCUUUCCAGUCCCCACUGGCCCCACAUUCCUCAAGCAGAGUUAUUUGGGCUCUGGGCAGCAGCAAGGCUGGUGGUAUGUGAGGUAUGUGUGGUAGGGGAGGGGCCAGGUAAAGAGGAGGCCUGAUUCCUCUAACUCUAGAAAUAUGCCCUUUAAUUCUGAAGUGCAAGACCAGUCCCUUAUGCUACCUUUUGUUGCAGCACAGGCAAAUGGCACUUGGCCAUUCAGAUGGGAAAGAGAAGCUGCUUUGCAGAGCCAAGUAGUGCCCAUUGGCCCCUUUGUCUUCUCCAUGGAAUUAUAGAGAGGGAGAAGCCUAAUGAUCCCAGGGUACCAGCAUUAGGAAUCCACAGGGAUUAACCCUACUCUCUGGC
Messenger RNA from Marmota flaviventris (yellow-bellied marmot), 3629 nucleotides. Lineage: Eukaryota; Metazoa; Chordata; Mammalia; Rodentia; Sciuridae. The record is from RefSeq and is a predicted model, not a curated record.